Castor canadensis (American beaver) is the source of this 1153-nucleotide messenger RNA. RefSeq names its product SMU1 DNA replication regulator and spliceosomal factor (gene Smu1). The record is from RefSeq and is a predicted model, not a curated record. Gene Ontology annotation, molecular function: protein binding. Gene Ontology annotation, biological process: mRNA splicing, via spliceosome. NCBI's taxonomy places the organism in Eukaryota, Metazoa, Chordata, Mammalia, Rodentia, Castoridae.
GCACUAAAGUGGCAGCAGCACCAGGGGUUGCUUCCUCCUGGUAUGACCAUAGAUUUGUUUCGAGGCAAAGCAGCUGUUAAAGAUGUGGAAGAAGAAAAGUUUCCUACACAACUCAGCAGACAUAUUAAGUUUGGUCAGAAAUCACAUGUGGAGUGUGCUAGAUUUUCUCCAGAUGGUCAGUAUCUGGUCACUGGGUCUGUUGAUGGGUUCAUUGAAGUAUGGAACUUUACUACUGGAAAAAUAAGGAAGGAUCUUAAGUACCAGGCCCAGGAUAACUUCAUGAUGAUGGAUGAUGCUGUGCUCUGCAUGUGUUUCAGCAGAGAUACAGAAAUGUUAGCAACUGGGGCCCAAGAUGGAAAAAUCAAGGUGUGGAAGAUUCAGAGUGGACAGUGUUUAAGGAGAUUUGAAAGGGCACACAGUAAAGGUGUCACCUGUCUAAGCUUUUCCAAAGAUAGCAGUCAGAUUCUUAGUGCCUCUUUUGACCAGACAAUUAGAAUUCAUGGUUUAAAAUCUGGGAAAACCCUGAAGGAAUUUCGUGGCCAUUCCUCCUUUGUUAAUGAAGCAACAUUUACACAAGAUGGACAUUAUAUUAUCAGUGCGUCCUCUGAUGGCACUGUAAAGAUCUGGAAUAUGAAGACAACAGAAUGUUCAAAUACCUUUAAGUCUCUGGGCAGCACUGCAGGGACAGAUAUUACUGUCAACAGUGUGAUCCUGCUUCCUAAAAACCCAGAGCACUUUGUGGUGUGUAACAGAUCAAAUACAGUGGUCAUCAUGAACAUGCAAGGACAGAUUGUCAGAAGCUUCAGCUCUGGUAAAAGAGAAGGUGGUGACUUUGUUUGUUGCGCCCUCUCUCCCCGUGGUGAAUGGAUCUAUUGUGUGGGGGAAGACUUUGUGCUCUACUGCUUCAGCACAGUCACUGGCAAACUGGAGAGAACUUUGACAGUUCAUGAAAAGGAUGUGAUUGGUAUUGCACAUCACCCUCAUCAGAACCUGAUUGCUACUUACAGUGAAGACGGACUCCUAAAACUCUGGAAACCAUAAUUCAACUUAUAAAAAACUAGCUUGAAAGCAUGUACUUAAAUGAAGACUUAAAUGUGUUGGUUUUUUUUCAAGUCAGCUUUUCUAAGCAAAGAUAUUGUAUGAAUUAGCUACA